Molecule: messenger RNA, 3103 nt
Organism: Erinaceus europaeus (western European hedgehog)
Lineage: Eukaryota; Metazoa; Chordata; Mammalia; Eulipotyphla; Erinaceidae
Product: protocadherin gamma-A3-like
Exons: 1
Coding region: 17-2473 (818 amino acids)
Biological process (GO): homophilic cell-cell adhesion
Cellular component (GO): plasma membrane
Molecular function (GO): calcium ion binding
Source: RefSeq, a predicted model, not a curated record
AUACAGAGACCAGGAAAUGACGGAUUCCGAGAGAUUCCAAAACAGAGGGGCGCUGGCCCUGUUGUGCGCGCUCCUGGGGACGUUGUGCAAGAUGGGAUCCCGGCAGGUCCGCUACUCUGUGCCUGAGGAGCUGGACAAAGGCUCCUUCGUGGGCAACAUAGCUGAGAACUUAAGGCUGGAACCGCAGCAGCUGGCGGGGCACGGAGUCCGCAUCAUCUCCCAAGGUAGGACGCAGCUCUUUGCUUUGCACCCGCGCAGCGGCAGCUUGGUCACCGCAGGCAGGAUCGACCGCGAGGAGCUCUGCGCUCAGAGCGCGCAGUGUCUGGUCAAAUUUAACAUCCUGGUGGAAGACAAGUUGAAAAUCUUUGAAGUAGAAGUAGAAGUCACAGAUAUUAACGAUAAUGCUCCUGACUUCCUGACAAAGGAUAUGGAAAUAAAAAUUGGGGAACACACGUCUCCUGGCACGCGCUUUCCGCUUAAGACUGCCUUUGAUCCAGACGUGGGCAUCAACUCCCUGCAGAGCUACCAGCUAAGUCAUAGCGACUUCUUCUCCCUGGCGAUGAAGAGCGUCUCUGAUGGAACCAAGUACCCACAGUUGGUGCUGGAGCGAGCUCUGGACCGCGAGGACAAAGAACUUCACCAGGUUGUUCUGGUGGCUUCUGAUGCAGGUGAACCUGUUCAUUCUGGCAACCUGUACAUCCAAGUGGUAGUUCUGGAUGCAAAUGACAACCCGCCUGUGUUUACUCAGCCAGAGUAUCGAGUAAGUGUUCAGGAGAAGUUGCCAGUGGGCACCAGGCUGCUCACUGUCAAUGCCACUGACCCUGAUGAGGGCUUCAAUGCUCAGGUAUCCUAUGUACUAGACAAGAUGCCUGGGAAAAUUGCUCAGAUGUUUUCUCUCAAUUCGGUAACUGGAGAUAUAUCAUUACUAAGAAAUCUGGACUAUGAGGAUGCUAUGUUCCAUGAAAUUAAAAUUGAAGCAGUAGAUGGACCAGGACUCCUUUCAGAAGCUAAGAUUCUAGUCACAGUUCUGGAUGUGAAUGACAAUGCCCCAGAAGUUACAAUCACUUCUCUCACAGGGUCAGUCCCAGAAGAAACUACUCCUGGAAGAGAAGUUGCCCUUAUACAUGUGCAUGACCGAGACUCCGGACAAAAUGGACAAGUCACAGUUUCUGUCCUGGGAAACAUGCCUUUUAAUUUAGAAAAAUCAAUAGGCCAGUAUUACCGCUUGGUGACAGCCAGAUCCCUGGACCGAGAACAAGUUCCCAAAUAUAACAUCACACUGAGAGCCACAGAUGGAGGAAUUCCACCACAGACCACAGACACUCACAUCUCCCUGCAGGUGACAGACACCAAUGACAACCCACCUGCCUUCACACAUGCCUCCUACUCUGCCUUCAUUCAGGAAAACAACCCCAGGGGGGCUUCCAUCUUCUGUGUGACUGCCCAGGACCCUGACAGCACUGAGAAUGCCCAAGUCACCUAUGCUCUGACUGAGGAGACUGUCCAAGGGUCACCUCUCUCCACUUAUGUCUCCAUCAACUCUGACACCGGAGUCUUGUAUGCACUGCACUCCUUUGAUUAUGAACAGGUUAGAGACCUGCAGCUACAGGUGACAGCCUGUGACAAUGGGAAGCCUCCACUCAGCAGCAAUGUGUCCCUGAGGCUUUUCAUUCUGGACCAGAAUGACAAUGUUCCUGAGAUCUUGUACCCCACCCUCCCCACUGAUGGUUCCACAGGAGUGGAGCUGGCACCCCGCUCUGCAGAGCCUGGAUACCUGGUGACCAAGGUGGUGGCAGUGGACAGAGACUCAGGCCAGAAUGCCUGGCUGUCCUACCGCCUGCUCAAGGCCAGUGAGCCAGGGCUCUUCUCAGUGGGGCUGCACACAGGUGAGGUGCACACUGCCAGGGCCCUGCUGGACAGAGAUGCUCUCAAGCAGAGCCUGGUGGUGGCAGUGCAGGACCAUGGCCAGCCCCCUCUCUCAGCCACUGUCACACUCACUGUGGCCAUAGCUGACAGCAUCCCAGAUGUGCUGGCUGACCUGGGCAGCCUGGAGUCUCCUGCCAGUCCUGGAGAUUCUGACCUCACACUCUACCUGGUGGUGGCAGUGGCCGUGGUCUCCUGUGUCUUCCUUGCCUUUGUCAUCGUGCUGCUGGCUGUCAGGCUGAGGCGCUGGCACACAUCCCGCCUGCUCCAGGCUUCAGCAGGUGAACUGGCUGGCCUUCCUGCCUCUCACUUUGUGGGUGUGGAUGGGGUGCAGGCUUUCCUGCAGACCUAUUCCCAUGAGGUGUCCCUCACUGCAGACUCCAGGAAGAGUCACCUGAUCUUCCCCCAGCCCAACUAUGCUGACACCCUCAUCAGCCAGGACAGUUGUAAGAAAAGGGAAUUUCUGUCAAACCCUCAAUCUCUACUUGAAGAUAAAGGAGCAGAACCAUUUUCUCAGGUAAAUUCUCAUCACAGUAUACUUAUGAGAUAAUUUCUAAACAAAAUAAAAUUACCUAUUAAUUGUAUAUGCUUUUUACAUUUUCCCAUUUUUACUUGUGGGAAUGAAUUCAGCAUUUAAAAAUGUUUUCUGGUGAUACAUUUCUUUAUACUGUAAUAUCAAUAAAUAUGUUCAGCUAUGGUUGGAGGGUAUAAACCACUGUAAUGAACAACAUCAGUAAUUAGAUUGUUUAAGAUUUGUUUAUGUGACAAAAAGAGCACUGUACCAGAAACUGGAGUAUCUUACUUCUCAAGUAUUGUUUUCAUAUCUGGAAAAAUCUUCUCAUCUAUUUUCCUGGGUCAGCAAUUCUUUCUCUCUGAAAAAUAUAAAGGUUGAAUUUUAUUUAUUCAAAUUACUUAGUUUUAAAUUAAAGUUUAUACUUCAUUUUCAUAUUGUUUAUAGUUAAUAAUUACUAAAUCUUAAUAAUUUCCUUCAUUUUGUUAGUGAGGUGCUUAGUUUUAUUCUAUUUGCAGAGUUUCCUUUUUAAGAUUCAAGUUUAGAAAAAUAUUUACAUUAUUAUACUGUACAAAGUUCUGUAAUGGAAUCUCUGCUUAGUGAGAAAAUUUUAUUAAUUUGUAAUUUUGUGUUCCUGGACUGAUAAAGUUAACACUGCUCUUUAAUAAA